GGAAAACGCCAUUAUACCCUGUCAUUUUCGUUUCCUUUCAUUUGUUUACUUUUUUUUACAUAACCAUACUUUUUCCAUUGCCUUUUUUGGAGAAAAAAUAUUAUCUAAUUUCUUCUCAAUUUAUCAAUUAUUUAGGAAUUAUUUUAUCACAAUGGCUGAAGAACAACCUGAUGAUAAGAGCCUAAUGAUAUAUGGCAGAGACGUGUCAAAGAUUCCAUGUUUCCGAAACAGUUUUCUAUAUGGGACUCUGGGUGGUUUAGGUUUUGGUUUGGCCCAUUUCAUGUUUACAAGCAGAGUAGCUAAGUCUGUUAAUUAUUCAGUAUAUUCUUUUUCGAUGUUUACUGUUUCCUAUUGGAUGUAUUGCAGAUAUAAUUUUUCAAAAACGAAAUUUGAAAUGCUAAGGACGCAAGAAGCUUUAAGGGCAAAAGCACUUAAAGAAGGGACAGCGGAUGAUCCCUUUAGGCAGGCAGAACUAGAAGGAAUUGAAGUUUAAGGUACCCCUUGCUGUAGGUUUUCUGUAGGAGCAGACUUUAACUCCAGGUCCAGGUCUUCCAUUGCAGUAAGUAUAUUCUACUCGAUAUUUUAUUUCCUUUUGACCAGACCAGGAGCAAACCCAUAAUAUUAUUUAUUAUACAAGUCACAUUAAACAUCAUUCAAUUAGGCCAACAUUUGAAACAUGUCCUGUAUGUAUACCUACACCUACUUGCCAAUAUGUUUUAAUUUUAUUAUUUGCAUUUUUCAUUUUCUUUGGACAUUGUUUUUGCUAAUUUACGUGUUCUUGUUUGUUAUUUUCAUUGCUGUUUUUUUUUUUUUAAUUUGACAUAGUUUUGAGUAAUUCAGGUUUGUAAAUCUUUAAGUUAUUAUGGCGAAACAAAAUUGAUUACUAUUUAUAGAUAUUUUCAAUGUUAAUCAUAAGAGUUUCUAUAAUUUUCAACAACUUUAUUUUAAUUUGUGUUAUAUGCUUCUAUUGUUGUGGUGCUGUAGCGUAUUAAUUCUUUUAAUUACAUUUUAAUUAAUUAUUUCUCUGCUGUUUUUUGAUUUUAGCUUUGUAAACUAGACAAUGAUUGAUCAUUAUACAAUAAAGCAUUUUAGAAUUGAAUUGACAUAACAAAAUCAAAAUUUCACAAACGAACGAGUUGCGCAUACAGGGGGCAAGAAAAAAAUAUCUAUUAUAGAAGGUUUGAAAACUGUUUGUAUAAUUAAACCAGUUGUUACAUACCACAAAUUCUGUAAUAUAUUUAUGUUAUGUUAUCCUGAAUUUGUUAAAUAAUCAGUUUUUCUCUAUUUAAAUCACCCCAAAAGGUGCCAAUUAAAUUUUUGUUUGUUUGUGGAAACCCAGUGCCUAGUUAGGUACCUCAAAACUUUUGUCAACAAACAUACUUUUCUUAUAUGUCUACUAAAAAUAUUGGAUCAAAUUGGCGUUUUCAGAAUAAAAUUAUCUUUUAAAUUUUGUAAACCACACUUUGAUAUAUCUCUAUAUGUUGGCAAAAGCGGUCUGUUCCAUUAUUAGUCUGGCAGUUCAUACAGUAGGAACAUAUAUAAUAUGUAUCGAGAGUGUGCUUCUUAUGGCAAACUUUUACAAUAAAACGCUAACAAUUUU
Molecule: messenger RNA, 1600 nt
Organism: Ceutorhynchus assimilis (cabbage seed weevil)
Lineage: Eukaryota; Metazoa; Arthropoda; Insecta; Coleoptera; Curculionidae
Source: the annotation of a GenBank genome assembly